Messenger RNA from Syzygium oleosum, 957 nucleotides. RefSeq names its product remorin-like. The record is from RefSeq and is a predicted model, not a curated record. Lineage: Eukaryota; Viridiplantae; Streptophyta; Magnoliopsida; Myrtales; Myrtaceae. Bases 161 to 739 code for a protein of 192 amino acids. The transcript has 5 exons.
UGCCAACUCACAGAAGCUCGCCAUUACCUACCAUCCAGCUCGCCUCUCUCUCUCUCUCUCUCUCGCCUGCUGUACUUUCUCUCUCUCUCUCAACCAACGCAACUCUCCUCUCUCUUUCUGGUUCGUUUCUUCCGUCACCUUCCCACCUGAUACUUCAGCCAUGGCCGAAGAAGAGCCCAGGAAGGUGGAGCCCGAGGCCCCGUCGGAGCCUCCGCCGGCGGAGACCCCGAAGGACGUCGCGGAGGAGAAGCCCGUGAUCCCCCCGCCGCCGCCGCCUCCGGAGGAGAAGCCCAAGGAGUCCAAGGCCCUGGCCAUCGUCGAAAAGCCUGCUGAUACCGCUGAAGAGAAAAUCUCUGAGGGUUCUGCUCACCGAGAUAGGGAGCUAGCGAGAGUCGAAACACAGAAGAGGAUGUCUCUCAUCAGAGCAUGGGAAGAAAGCGAAAAGUGCAAAGCAGAGAACAAGGCUCACAAGAAACUAUCUGCGAUUGGGGCAUGGGAGAACUGCAAAAAAGCUUCUGUAGAAGCUGAGCUGAAGAAAAUUGAGGAAAAGUUGGAGAAGCAGAAGGCGGAAUAUGUGGAGAAAAUGAAGAACAAAAUUGCUCUCAUCCACAAGUCCGCAGAGGAAAAGAGGGCGGCCAUAGAAGCCAAACGAGGGGAAGAUAUGCUCAAGGCAGAGGAAUUAGCCGCUAACUACCGUGCGAAAGGGACCGCUCCCAAGAAGCUCCUCAGUAUUUUUUGAGGCUGAAGAUUUUUUUGGCCUUGUUGUGUAAUCAUCAAUACAUACUGUACAUGUUAUUGUUUGGGUUUCAUUUGUUAGGCUACUAUAUAUCCGAGUGCUUCAUGGUUUUAACAUUUGCUGCAUAUUUGGUGUUAGUCGUCGUGUUGGUAGCUGAAGAUCUUUUUGGCCUUGUUGUGUAAUCAUCAAUACAUACCGUAAAUGUUAUUGUGUGGGUUUCA